AUGCCUGACGACGUUCCUUACAAAAGACAACGCGUUUCUAAAGCUUGUGAUUCUUGUCGUCGCAAGAAAGUGAAGUGUGAUGGUAUUCAACCAACUUGCGGUAACUGUUCUGCCUUUAACUUAGAAUGUACAUAUAAUGAUACAACGAAGAAGAGAGGACCUCCAAAAGGUUACAUUGAAGCUAUUGAAACUCGAUUACAUAGAAUGGAAUCCCUUUUAGGUGGAUUAGUUCAUAGUAAUGAUCCAAGAGCUGAAGCUGUUUUAGCAGAAUUAAUGCAUGAUGAUUUACGUUCUCAACAUAAAGCUGAUUUCACAUCUUAUCGUAAUAGUUCAUCAUCUACUUCUAGUGAUAGUUCACAAUCUGGAGUUUUAAAUACUAGUUUACCGACACUAGAUGGUAAAGAUAGUCCAAUAAUUGAUGAUUUAAAUGAAGUUAUGGGUAUUCUUAGUAUUGACGAAAACAAACAAGUUAGAUAUCAUGGUAGAAGUAGUGGGCUUUAUCUAUUGAGAAAAAGUGAUAAAUAUAAGGAUGGUAUUUUAUCAAUCAAAAAUCGUUCAAAUUGGGGUCACCAGGGUGAAGUAAUUGCUUCUACUCAAAAUUUCGAUUUAUUAAAACGAUCAGAAUUAACAGAAUUACCUUCUCAAGAAAUAUCUGAUCAUUUGUUAGAACUUUUUUUUACUCAUGUGCACCCUAUAUUACCUUUUAUUUACAAACCACGCUUUUUUGAUCAGUUAAAAGAUAAAAAUCAUUUACCUCAUCUUUUAUUAAAUGCAAUUUAUUCAUUUGCUGCUUUAUUCUCUGAUAGAAUUGAUAUUCGAAGAAUUCCUGAGGAUCGUACAACAGCUGGUGAUAUUUACUUUGAUCGUGCAAAGGCGUUACUUGACAACGAUUAUGAUAAAGCACGUGUGUCCACUAUUCAGGCUUUGCUUGCUUUAUCUCUAAGGGAAUAUGGUGUUGGUAGAGUCACAAGAGCUUGGCUUUGGUCUGGUAUGGCCGCUCGUAUGGCUCAGGAUUUAGGAAUGCAUCGUAAUAAUGAAAAAUGGCAUCCAAUUAAUUUGACUCGUGAAGAACGGGAAGAACAAAAACGAGUAUUUUGGGCUUGUUUUGUGCUUGAUAGGAUACCAAGUGCACAUUUGGGUCGACCAUUAGCUAUUGAUGAAAAGGAUGUUGAUGCUGCACAUCCUUCGGAAGAAGAGGAAGAUGAAUUUGAACCACUUCCAUUUAAAAUGGAACACGUAACAGUUUCAUCGACUUCAUCCCCAAUAUCGUCAAGUAAUAACAGUUUAAUAGGAUCACCGGUGUCAUCGAAUAAUUCAAAUCAUUCUCAGAAAAAUUCCGGUUGUCGAGCGCAUUCUGUAUCUCGGUUUAAUCAUUUAUUGAAACUUUGUGAAAUUAUGGGUCGAGUCAUACAGAAUGUAUAUGCUAUUAGAAGUGCACAUGUUUCUAUGACAACCGAUACUGUUCUGUCAAUUUUGGACUCUUCUCUUACUUCAUGGUAUAUAUCUUUACCUCCACAUUUACGAUAUAAUCCUUCUUCAGAUCAACCUUCAGAUCCACCUACACUUGUUCUUCACAUACUUUAUUAUUCUGCUUUAAUGUUAUUACAUCAACCUUAUUCAGCAGGACAACAAUCAUCACAUAAUAUAUGUUCUCAAGCCGCAAACGCUAUUACUGAGAUAGCGGAAACAUUAAUGAAACGUAAUAUAUUAAAGCAUUCAUUAAAUGUUGUUGUCUAUUGUGUUUUCACUGCUAGUGUUAUUCACACAUAUAAUGCUACACAAGAAGAUAAUUCUAUAUCUCAACCCGCAAAAGUUAAUCUUGCUAAAUCAAUAAAUGUAUUGAAUGAAUUAAAAAAUAUUUGGCCAACAGCACACAAAUAUGUUGAUCUUUUAAAUGGAUUAGUAGAUUUAAAGGAUGUACAAUUGGAUUCUUCUUUAAGUCUAAAAGGCAGCACAAAUACAGAUGGAUCUCGUGGGUCGAAGAAACGUGUAAAUUCUUCCAAUAAUACAAAUCAACAACCUCCACCUGUCGGAGUUGUUGAUAGACAUGUGAGGCAGGCUCGAUACCGUGCACAAUAUAAUCAACCUACGUCAGAAAAUGACAAUAAUAACGAUAAUUCUACAAUAACACCGCCUCCGCAAUUUAAUACAGUUCCCUCCUCAAUAAACCCAUCUACAACCUACCAACGAUUACCACCGGUAUUAAGUUUUAAUCACGCUCCAAUAACAUCUCAACCUACACAAUUUAGUGCAACACAGUUUACUCAGCAACAACCUGCAAGGCAACAGUUAAGACAUGAUUUACCUGAGUCAGCACAAAUGUUCAAUAAUACUCUUGGAUUUAGGUACAUGACAUCAAACACGAACGAUCCACAAAAUCAACCAACAAUAGGUGAUACAGAUCCCUACGCUGCUCCAGGUAUGGCAACAAAUAAUAGCGUCGGAAAUAAUACAUUUGAACCGUUAAAUUCCGGGUUUUGGGGUAUUCCUCACAAUGCAAAUCUAGAUGAUUGGACAUCAUUUCUUGGAUCACAAUAUGCAUCACCAACGUUACCCUCUCAACCUACAAAUUUACCGAUUCCAAGAAUUUCUUCAAUUUCUUCAUCUGCAGGAUCUUUAUCUUCUUUACAACGACAACAACAGCAACAGCAUGUAUUGCUACAUAGUGACGGGAAUGAUGUUAAUAUGUUUGCUGAUAAUCAUCCGCUGAUAUCAGAUGUUAUGGGGAUAAGUAAUAAUGGAGGCAAGCGAGUUAACACAUUCAAUAACUCUAAUACUGGUGGAAAUAACGGUGGUACAGGAGACAAUUCAACUGUGCCUUUACCAUAUUAUUAA
Molecule: messenger RNA, 2835 nt
Organism: Rhizophagus irregularis DAOM 181602=DAOM 197198
Lineage: Eukaryota; Fungi; Glomeromycota; Glomeromycetes; Glomerales; Glomeraceae
Source: RefSeq, a predicted model, not a curated record